CGCCAAAAUGCGAAAAGUGAUUUGAAUCAAGAGAUACUUUGCUGACCGUCGAUUCAUAUAAUAAGCUCUUCAGAAAAAAAAUUUGAACCGAUUCUGUUCUCCGUAUAAAAAGUCGGUUUUGCGCUAAUGAUGUAUGUGUUCUUACAAUCGACUACCCGAAAGUAUGCUUCAGACGUAGCUUUCACAGAAGUAGUUUUCUUUGUCUAUCUAUAGAAUAUAAUCCUUCAGAACUGCUCAUGUGAACAUCUCAAAUAACUUCAUCUGAACAACUUUUACUGAUGAUUAUGAAAAUCAUAUUACUUUUUGAUUUAUAGAGCAUAAUUGAUAGACAAGUUGUUCUCAUGAUAUGAAAUGUGUUUAGAUGUUACCAACAAAGUACAUCUAAAGAAGAUUGUUCUGCGAAACUUUGUUUUACCUCUUCUUUCUCGAUCUUGAUUACUUUUCGCAAAGUACGAAAAUAUUUUAUCACAUCUAUAAAAGUGCUACUUGUUUUUUUCUCUUGAUAAAGGGUACGUGCUGAAGGCGUCAUGAAGAGAACAAAUAAAAAUGAAUAUUUCUUUGGAGAAUUUUAAUUUUCUUUCUGUUUAAUGUUUCUUUAUAUCACUUACACUUGUUGUACUUCUAUUCACAUUUUCAAGCAAUUAUGAAACAGCUAACUUCUUGGAUACCUUGUUCAUAAUAGACACUAAUCAAUACUGAAACAAGAAACUGCUCUUGUUUGUAAUGUUGAUGAGGCUUCUUAUUCUAUUUCUAGGAAGUGCUGUACCUGGCUUUUAUCCCCACUACUAUAUAUGGGUUCGAUAAGGGAAGAAAAUAUAGUACUAUCUCGCAUCGGACAACGUUUAAAGAUAUGUGUUUUUCUAACUCCUAUUCGAUUUGUAUAUGUAGGCGGAGGAAAGGCUAUAUACAGUAACUUUCUUUUCUUUAUAUCAUGCAUCAGUUUUCUAUCCACAUUUAGAUAAUUGUUAAUUGUUUUGUAAACAUUGCCUCAUAAUACGACUGAUUUUGAGCUUUGUGGCUUUUGAAUUUGAUUAUCCUGUCUACGCCAUAGCAAGAGAAAAGUUCCGCGGUUCAGUGACUUCUUCCUCUGACUGAUUAAUGGGUCAUUAUUCGAAACGAGUAACCGAAAUAGUUCUCAAUCAUGCAUAAAUAGCACUGAUUUUUAUUUCAACUAGAAGCAAAUGUGUAAGCGCAAAAACAGGACAUACCCGUCAGUAAAAACUCCGUUUCUUAUAACUGUAUAAAAGUUUAAUUUUGGAGACUUUAUUUCUCAGCCUCUAAGCUUGCAGAAGGCCACGUGAAGGCCGACGUUCCGAGUUUUCGAAACAGUUUUGCUUAUAAAAAUAUAGGCUAAGCUGUUUUCUUUCGAUUGCUGAAAACUGCAAAUCUCUAUCUUUUAUUAUGUUUGAGUUACUCGAAAAACAACCACCUGCCUUAUAUUUUAGGAUGGAUAAUAGUCAAGAGGGAAACCGCAGAUUUUGUGACUUUUGUAAUCUGGACUCCGUUUCACAGACAACCAAUUUUUUUCAAAUUGUGUUGUACUUCUAGAGACUCCUUGGUAUUCUUCGUGACUUUGCUGAGCCCGAAGAAUUUUCCUGACUGUUUUGAAUUUUCCAGCGUUUUUUCCGCUUAGCCCUAUUUUCAGUCAUUUUUACAGAUUUUCGAGAUUUCAUCGGAUUCUAAUUCCUUUUUCCGAUUUUUUCUUAUGCUCCCAGGGAUUUCUCCAGUCUCUCAAACUUUGGGACGUUUGUAUAGGAUUCUCUAGGCUUCGGUAAGUCUGAGAGUCCACAAUUGGAAUUCUGCUGUUUCCCCCUUGCGUUUCCCACUUGAUAAUAGUGCUGCCACAUACUGUAAAUUAAAGAUGGAUUUUAAAUGGGAUGGUACAUCGUCAAUAUUAUUUUUUGUGGAGUGUAUUUCUUUUAACGAUAUACAUGGACAGUGUUUGCAUGGUUUAUUAUUAGCAUAAUGUACGACUUAAAAAUCUGAUCAGUGGUAGAAGUGCUUAAAAUGUGUUUGUAUCUGAGCAUGAGGCGAAGAAGAUAAGAACAUUUCUUAUGACUUCAGGAACAUGCAAUGACCAAUCUAACGAUUUCGUUAGAUAGAUUCCGAAAUGUUUGUGACUAUCGACUAUGACUAGUGGAAGUGCAUCAAAAUCCACUUGGAGUGUUCUCUUCUACUUAUUCUUUACAAAACUAAACGACAACAUGUUUUACUUUGUUUUUGUCACAAUAACCGAUCAAUGAAAGGAAAAGAUGCUUUUCUACAAAAACUUUUCUUUUUCUUAACAAAGAACCCACCAAAAAAACGUUUGCGCAGACGAUCUUAUCGCUCAGAAAAGACAAACUCCGGUGCUCUGUAGAUCUUUUGUCGUAAAAGAUCAUAUAUAUUUGAUUGUUCGUCAAUCUGUUUUCGAAUUGACUUUAACAAAUGGGUGGACCGACAGACAAGAAACUCAUUUCGCUGUUUUCUUUGACAUAACCUUUUCGUUUUGGGAAAACAGAGCUGUGAAAUUGAAUCUUUUUCUUUGUCAAUCAUCGCAUGACGAACGAAAUAUAAAAGAAAACGGGUUGUUGAACUUCGUUGAAUCCAAAAUUUAAAAAAAUAUCAUGUCCAUGUCAAAUUCCGGCAUAAGAAAACAAGUACAAGUACAUAUUACUAAAAAGCACACACUGCACAUGCUACGCAGUGUAGCGGUUGUCGAGAUGCCACAAAAGAAUAAAAUAAAAUUCUUUUGAAUUGAUCAAUUUUAAUACAAAAUAGAAGCUUUCAGUUUGAUUUAGUUAUAAAAAGAUGGGAUAAAUAAGACGACAGUGAUUGGACUAAAGGAUGAUUUAGUCACACGGUCUUCAAGUUAUUGCAUAACUGAUAGCGAUGAUAGUAAGAAAUAUCACAAAUUGAAAAUAUCGGGUGUGUUAUAAUGAAUGAGUCUCUCAGUAUUUCUAGCUUUUUCGUGUUCCUUUAGGAUCUUGGAAAUUUGAAAUUUCCACUACAAAUAUCCAGGACUUUUACCCACAUGUUUUUCAACUGUUUUUCAGAAUGUCAUUUCCUCGUCGACUGGAAGAAGACAAGCUUCUGAAAUGGUCACCCACUUCGUUACUGGUCAUUAAUCACAGCUCUAGCCAGAAGGCUAACAUGACACAGAGGCUAGCUCUUCUCGACUAACACGGUUUCGAGUUAAAAUAUUCAUCUGUUUUUUAGAAUUUUUGUCGUACAUUACUAGCGAAACUUUUCAAAACCAGAGAAAAGAUAUGUGAUUACGAAUCUCACAUUAUUCUUUCAAAAAAGUUUAAUUCUGGUACCAAAAAUCCAGUUUUACGUUUUUUGGACACUAUUUUCAGUUUCCUCAUCUAGACACUAUUCCUAAUAAAAAUGGAAGACCACACUAAUCGAUAGAGAAUUUGAUUCGUUACAAGAUAGUAUGUUUGUGUUGAAGUUUAGACUCAAAACAAGCUUUUUAAUUGAGUUUUAAGUUUUAAGAUUCUCACACAAUUCUAAGAAAGUGAAAACAUGUUUUCAGCUUUAUUUUCACGUUAGUCUAUAUUAGAUGCCUAAAAUUAAGUCCGAUGUGAAAAUGAAAUCCUUUGAGCAAUGUUUAGUGCUCCAAGCUUUGUUGGGAAAAAAGUGUGUCACAGCGUCACGACGAUAAAACACAAUUAUUGAGGGAUGAAAAGCUCAUUGGAAAGAUUCUUUUUUAGCAAUCAGUAUACUGCAAUCAGUCUACAAACUUUGAUCAAGACGCUUUUUAUUAGCUCUUCUAAAUUCGCAGCAAACUGGCUUUUAUUGAGAAGAACUUCGAAUUUAGGAUCUUUUUUGUCACUGCGUCACGCGCCGAAAAACGGUUCUAAAAAUUCGAGUCUUUAGCCAUAUACCUUCAUUUUUAUGUCAAAAGUAGAGUAUGGCAAGCUGCGUCGAAUGGCGCAAGUUGCCAGCUCUUACACUUUUUGCGAAAAGCUCAAAUUACUGUGUCAAAAAUGUCACAGUGUCACGCUUGGACAAGCCGUAUAGUUCAAGGAUGGUUGUUAUUCCACAACUUUACCUAACGUUUACGCAUGUUUAGUAGGAUAUUCACUUUAACUAGUGUAUUAACAAUGUCUUUUCCUUGAGGGAGAGAUAUAGGCGUAACACGACAGAAAAUGUUACUGGUUUUUCAAAAUGGAUUAUAGCUGAUGAAAUUUUUUAAAUGUGACUAAUCUUAGUCAUUCGCGCUACUUCAUAAAUUAAUAUCAUCACUAGAUAUGUCAAAUGACAAUCUUAUGUUAUUACGACGACAUUAUUUUGAAAAAAAACAAAAAACAAGGAUAAUUAUAUCAUGAGAAAUGUAUCUGUCUAAAUGUCACCAGUAGAUUACAAUGAAUUUAUACUUAUAAUCUUUCUUUUCUUUACUGCACAAUUAUUUUUCUUUCUUGAAACCAUGUCAUCGUUAUUUUUCUUGUCUUUCUUCAGUUGCGUAGUAUUAUCAAUAUCGAGUUGUGUACCCGAUCCUCAAUUGAUCCAACGACAAGUGAAUGAUGCUCAUAUCCCCGGUAUAGCGGCUAUUGUUAUAAAUAGUUCACAAAUUCUCUAUCAACGAUCAUUUACCCAUAACAAACAGUUUCAAGGUCAACAUUUAAAUGAUAAAACAAUAUUUCUUCUUGGAUCAAUAUCAAAAACAGUUGUAGCCAUUGCAGCUAUGCAACUAGUUGAACAAAAUCAACUGGAUUUGGAUGCCGAUAUUAAUACAUAUUUGAAUCCACUACCAGAAAUAGUUCAUCCACUCUAUCCUGACGAUCCACUAACCAUGAGACAUUUACUCACUCAUACUUCGAGUAUCAGUUCAAAUGUGGCAGUGGAAAAUUCAUUCUAUUCCCCAUUCGAUAACUAUACAGCAACAAGUUUAACGGAAUUAUGUUUGAAUUAUUUAAUCCGUGGUGGAUAUUAUUAUUCACCGUCGAAUUGGCAGGAUUUUAAAACGGGUACACAAGUUUCCUAUUCAGAUGUGGGCGUGGCUUUAGCCGGUUUAAUAAUUGAAUUGAUCUCAAAGAUGCCUUAUGAUAAAUAUAUUCGUGAACACAUAUUCAAACCAUUACAUCUUGAUGAUGCCACUGUUGCUCUAGCCGAUUUAACACCCGAACAACGAGAAAAUAUCGUGAAACAUUAUGCUUUUAAUACAACUGUUGAGGAAUGGUCUCGUUUUGCUCCUGAAAUCGAAUUUGUCGAAUAUGAUUCUGAUUAUCCCGAUAUAAAAUGGGUAAAUAUCGGUCCAUAUGGAUUUAUUAAUUAUCCUGCGCGUUUACUACGCAUGUCAGCCUUGUCAUUGUCCAAAUAUCUGUCGAUGUUUCUCAAUAAUGGCACAUUAAAUGGUGUCACCAUUCUCACUGCUCAAUCCAUUGCCGUCAUUCGCACAAUUCAAUACCCGCAAUAUCCCGAUAUAGAAUCUUUUGGAUUACUCUGGUACUAUAGUAAUGUAACAUCGUCGGAUCUGAGUGUAACACGGCGAUUAUUAGGUCAUCGUGGUACAACUCCCGGUGUUCGAGCUGCGAUGAUGAUUGAUCCCUUGACAAAUAUCGGAGUGAUUCUGUUGUCAAACGGAGAUAUAGUUCUCAAUGAAUAUCAAGGGCAUAUUCUGGCUCAACAAUUAAAUGAUAUUCUAUUGUAUCUGUUCGAUUGUUAUAGUUAA
Didymodactylos carnosus is the source of this 5656-nucleotide messenger RNA. Lineage: Eukaryota; Metazoa; Rotifera; Eurotatoria; Philodinida; Philodinidae. The record is from the annotation of a GenBank genome assembly.